Penicillium brasilianum is the source of this 1025-nucleotide messenger RNA. The record is from the annotation of a GenBank genome assembly. Lineage: Eukaryota; Fungi; Ascomycota; Eurotiomycetes; Eurotiales; Aspergillaceae.
CACUGUUCUGUAACAUAAAACCAGUCCAACCUUAUGCAAAAAUAAAGCUUCAUACUCUUUUCCUGCUUCCCUGGAAUCUUUCUCAUCCUUCGAUCCCGCCGUGGUACCCCGCUUCACUCGCCGUGCCCCACUCUACGUCCCUUGCAGCUCAAAACUCGUCAUCGUAGAUCAAAAAAACACAGGCACUUGACACAAAGACAAAUUCAUCAUGACUUCCGCCAAGGAACCCAGAAUCGGCGUUGGCGUCUUUGUCAUGAACCCCGAGGGCAAAUUUAUCCUUGGAAAGCGAAAGGGCAGUCAUGGCGCCAAUACCUGGGCAUUGCCAGGUGGACAUCUCGAGUUCGGCGAGUCCUUCGAGUCCUGCGCAGAACGCGAAAUCCUAGAAGAAACAGGCAUCCAAAUUCGGGAUAUCCGGUUUCUGACUGCCACGAACAGCGUCUUUGAAGCCGAAGGCAAACACUACGUUACUAUCUUCAUGGGUGCCGUUGUCAGCAAUGAUUCCGAUCAGCCGCAGAUCAUGGAGCCCGAGAAGUGCACGGCAUGGGAGUGGGCUUCGUGGGAUGAACUCAGAGCCGAGGGCGAAUCCCAGCUGAAAUCUGGGCCAAACCCUACUGGGAAAGAGUUAUUCCUGCCUCUGCUGAGCCUGAUUGAGCAGAGACCGGAUUUCCGUGUAUAAUGGAGCUCUUGUCAGGGUAUCAUAAGGCACGGUCUACGCAUCGCGAUAGAAAAUAGGGAAACGGAGAGUCAGAACUUCAUAGACCAGUGAUACUCGAAGAUACUCAUUCAAGAUGGUAACACGUAUCAAAAAUGCUCGACUUGCUCAUUGAUACCCGCAACGGGGUCACCGUUAUGGCAAGGAAAUUUACCAGGCAUUUUUGCACAAGCUUUGAAAUAUAUAUAGGAGAGUCCCUGUUACGAAUCACCCGCUUAGUAUUGUGAGCUUUACUACCUAUUGGAUCGACAGUCUGUGGCUAGACUGCGGAUAACAGGGCUGUUACGGUGAAUUAAAUGCUGGUCUCAGAACC